CCUCCGCAGCUCGCAGAAGCGCAGGCACUCGGCCCGCUCAGCCUGCGCGGGGCCGCCUCGCUCGCUUCGGGCUCGGCAGGCGGCCCGCGGAGCCCCGGAUCUCCGCGCCCUCAGCCAGAGGCCAAGGCAGGCGCCGACCUGAGACCCGGAGGCCGACGAGACCUUCGGUCAUUUUUAGGCGAGGAAAUGCAGACAUAGAGGGUACUGACCCUGGAAACGGAUCGGGAGGUUCCUGCUUGCCUGCGCUCCUGAACCAUGGGAGAAAAUGAGGAUGAGAAGCAGGCCCAGGCCAGCCAGGUCUUUGAGAACUUUGUGCAAGCUACCACCUGCAAAGGGACCCUCCAGGCCUUCAACAUCCUCACCUGCCUCCUGGACCUAGACCCGCUGGACCAUAGGAACUUCUACUCCCAGCUCAAGUCCAAGGUGAACACCUGGAAGGCCAAAGCCCUGUGGCACAAACUGGAUAAGCGUGGCUCCCACAAGGAGUAUAAGCGAGGGAAAGCCUGCAUGAACACCAAGUGUCUCAUUGUCGGAGGAGGACCGUGUGGCUUGCGCACUGCCAUUGAACUUGCCUACCUGGGAGCCAAGGUGGUUGUGGUGGAAAAGAGGGACACCUUCUCCCGGAACAACGUGCUGCACCUCUGGCCCUUCACCAUCCACGACCUGCGGGACCUGGGAGCCAAGAAGUUCUAUGGGAAAUUCUGUGCUGGCUCCAUCGACCACAUUAGUAUCCGUCAACUGCAGCUUAUCCUGUUCAAGGUGGCCCUGAUGCUGGGAGUGGAGAUCCAUGUGAAUGUGGAAUUUGUGCGGGUCCUGGAGCCUCCCGAAGACCAAGAAAAUCAAAAAGUCGGAUGGCGGGCAGAAUUCCUCCCUGCAGACCACGCCCUGUCUGACUUUGAGUUUGACGUCAUCGUUGGUGCUGAUGGCCAUAGGAGUACACUAGAAGGGUUCAGAAGAAAAGAGUUCCGAGGGAAGCUGGCCAUCGCCAUCACUGCCAACUUCAUAAACAGGAACAGCACAGCUGAGGCUAAGGUAGAGGAGAUCAGUGGUGUGGCCUUCAUCUUUAACCAGAAGUUCUUUCAGGACCUGAAGGAAGAAACAGGGAUUGAUCUCGAGAACAUUGUUUACUACAGGGACUGCACCCACUACUUUGUCAUGACAGCCAAGAAGCAGAGCCUGCUGGACAAAGGUGUCAUCAUUAAUGACUACAUUGACACCGAGAUGUUGCUGUGUACAGAGAACGUGAACCAGGACAACCUGCUCUCCUACGCCCGCGAAGCCGCGGACUUCGCCACCAAUUACCAGCUGCCAUCCCUAGACUUUGCCAUGAAUCACAACGGGCAGCCAGAUGUGGCCAUGUUUGACUUCACCUCCAUGUAUGCCUCGGAGAACGCAGCCCUGAUGCGUGAGCGCCAGUCUCACCAACUGCUCGUGGCCCUCGUGGGUGACAGCUUGCUUGAGCCAUUUUGGCCCAUGGGCACAGGCUGUGCCCGAGGCUUCCUGGCAGCCUUUGACACAGCAUGGAUGGUGAAGAGCUGGUACCAGGGCACCCCUCCCUUGGAGGUGCUAGCUGAAAGAGAGAGUCUCUACCGGCUGUUACCUCAGACAACCCCAGAGAACAUCAACAAAAAUUUUGAGCAGUACACAUUGGACCCAGCCACACGGUACCCAAACCUGAACUUGCACUGCGUCAGACCUCAACAGGUGAAGCAUUUGUACAUUACAAAGGAGCUGGACCGCUUCCCUCUGGAGAGAUGGGGCUCAGGAGGGAGAUCUGUCAGCCUCUCUAGGCGGGAGUCAGACAUACGACCUAACAAGCUCUUGACCUGGUGCCAGCAGCAGACCGAGGGAUACCAGCACGUCAGGGUCACCGACCUGACCACAUCCUGGCGCAGCGGCUUGGCCCUGUGUGCCAUCAUCCACCGCUUCCGGCCAGAGCUGAUCAACUUUGACUCACUGAAUGAAGAUGAUACUGUGGAGAACAAUCAACUGGCAUUUGAUGUGGCCAAGCGUGAGUUUGGGAUCCUGCCUGUGACCACAGGCAAAGAGAUGGCAUCUACCCAGGAGCCAGACAAGCUCAGCAUGGUCAUGUACCUCUCCAAGUUCUAUGAGCUCUUCCGGGGCACCCCACUGCGACCUAUGGAUUCCUGGCGUAAAAACUAUGGAGAAAAUGCGGACUUUGGCUUGGGCAAAUCAUUCAUUCCAAACAACUAUCUUAACCUCACAUUUCCCAGGAAGAGAACCCCACGGGUAGACACGCAGACCGAAGAGAGCGACAUGAACAAGAGGCGGAGGCAGGGCAUCAACAACCUGGAAGAGCUGUCAGGCUUCUCCAGCCGUAGCCUGGGCUCCACUCAAGAGCACUCUAAAGAAGGUGGCAAUCAGAACAAAGUCAAGUCCAUGGCCAAUCAGCUGUUAGCCAAGUUUGAGGAGAACACACAGAACCCUUUAGCCACGAAACAGGACUGCUGCCGUGUCUCAGGCAUAGGUAAGCCCGUCCUGUGCUCUGCCUCUCGCCCUCCUGGUCCCUCUCGAUGCCCCAAGCUGGAGGAGUCCACUCCCAGGCUCCCACCUCCUCUGAAAAGGCAGUUCCCCUCCAUGGUGGCAACAGGUCAGGUGCUCAGAGAACUCAAUCAAGUACCUGCUAGUGGCGAGGGUACAAGCAGGCCCUGGAGAGCCAGGGCCAAGUCAGACCUGCAACUGAUUGGGGCUGAAAACCUCGCCACCCUGCCUCGCACCUGCCAAGGAGCCAUGGCUCUGUCAGGGGUGCUGCGGCGGCUGCAGCAAGUAGAAGAAAAGGUCCUCCAGAAGAGGGCCCAGAACUUGGCUAACAGGGAAUUUCACAAAAAGAACAUUAAAGAGAAGGCAGCUCACCUGGCCUCCAUGUUUGGACACGGGGAUUUACCACAGGAUAAACUCCUGUCUAAGCGUUUGCCUCGCACUCACCCUCCAUCUCCUCCCUCUUGCCUUCCGUCUCCUGAUCCAGCUGCUUCUUCCUCUCCACCGGCUGCCGACUCUGUUUCUCCUGCCAGAAAGCUGACGGUAGGGAAAGUGUCCAGCGGAAUAGGGGCUGCAGCUGAAGUUCUGGUCAAUCUGUACUUGAAUGAUCACAGACCUAAGACACAGGCCACUUCUCCAGACCUGGAAUCCGUGCGAAAGGCAUUUCCCCUGAGCCUGGGCGGCAACGACAUCUGCUACUUCUGUAAGAAGCGCGUGUAUGUGAUGGAGCGGCUGAGCGCCGAGGGCCACUUUUUCCACCGGGAGUGCUUCCGAUGCAGCGUCUGCACCACCACCCUGCCCCUGGCUGCCUAUGCCUUUGACUGCAACGAAGGCAAGUUCUACUGCAAGCCCCAUUUCAUUCACUGUAAAACCAACAGCAAACAACGGAAGAGGCGGGCAGAGCUGAAACAGCAAGGAGAGGAGGAAGGGACAUGGCAGGAGCCAGAAGCACCUCGGAGGGAUGCUCCCCCGGAAAGCUCUUGUGCAGUGGCGGCCAUCAGCACACCAGAAGGCAGCCCCCCAGAUGAGCCCACCUCUCCCAAGAAGCCAAAGAGUGUCCCUGAGCCCAAGCCCAGAGUCUCGGAAGUUGAAGCCACCUCUCCCCGGUCCUCUGAAUGGACUUCAGUGAGGAUCAGCCCUGGAGAGGAUGCAGUCGGGCAGGAUGUGCUCGCUGUGCGUGUCCUGGUCACGAGUGAGGACAGCAGCUCUGAUACAGAAUCUGACUACAGCAGUGUCGCGGGCUCCUGUACAGAGGCUGCCGAGGAAAGACCCCCACCUCCCGUAUCCCCGCCUCUCUCAAAGCCCCUAACUCGGCACACCUCCAUGCGGGAGCCCCUCACCCAACCGGUCUCUCUGCUACACCAGGAGGAUCCACGAGUUGUGCCUGCUCUGCACCGGACCCACAGCCUCCAGACUCCAGCUCCAAGCAAAUACCAGAGCUGGAGAAGAGAAUUCCAGUCGAAAUCAACAUCCAUGAACCGAAGAACCCCAUCAUUUCCAAAAGAGCCUCCUCCUUCUCCUCCUCCAUCUUUGCCUUCCUCAUCUUCACUGACAUCUUCAUUUUCUUCAGCCAGUGUAGCUGGGCUCACUACAGAUAAUUCCCUGCCUGCUCAGGUGCCAGCUUACAACCUCCACUCCCCAAUGGUCUCCAGAGGUGAUUUCAGCCCCACUCCAAUCUACCUCAGACGUGCCAGGGCUCAAGGGAUUUCGAAGCAAAUCCCUUUCUAUCUCCCUCACAGCCCCAUGCUGGAGAACACAGAAUACAGUCUGCUGAGCCCUGGUGGAGAAGGCCUCAGAAGCUCUGGGGACAUGCCCUCGAAGGGAUGCCAGGAGUCACAGGCUCCUGGGAGCACCAAGAGCAUGCACAGAGACUCCCAUCCCAUUACAGGGAAGGACCAGUGUUUGUCCCAUCAAAACCCAGGAGAGGUGAGGGAGGGACCCCGGAGGGAACAGACAUGUGGCCCAGAGCCGUCCAAAGAAAGGAAGCUGGGCUUGAAGAAAUUAGUCCUCACUCAGGAGCAGAAGACCAUGCUGCUAGACUGGAAUCACUCCACCCCUGUGCACAAGGCUGGGGAGCAGCUCCCCCAGGAAAGUGCUGCGAAUCACAGAGGCCAGAGCCUGAAAGCUGCAGUCUGCUCCUCCACCCUCUCCCAGGCCAUGAAAGAGAAACUGCUACCCCAGGCGAGGACUGUGGGGGAGGUGCGAACCCCAGCGGUCAAGGCACCACAGGAGAAAGAAGUGCCUCCGCCCAAGUCCCCCCUGAAGCUCAUAGCAAAUGCCCUCCGAAGGUCUGUGAACCCCAAUUCUGAAGGUGGGAAGAAGACCUGCCCCAAACCAGAGUCAAAAACCUUGCCUCGAGGCCAGCCGCAUGCCUUCACUCGUUCCUUUAGCCUCAGGAAAGCCGGUUCUAAUAAAGAUGGGGACCAGCAGUCUCCAAAGAGAUACAUGGCCAAGAAGGUUUCUGCCUUCUUCUCUCUGGCUUCCCCAACAUCUAAGGCUGCCCAGGCCUCGGACUUGAGCCCUCCUGACCCCCUCCUCCGCACCCGGAGCUUGCCCAGCCGACACUCCAAGAUGUCCUUUGCAACAUCCCCACCCUCAGGCAGCAAGACUGAAGAUGUCCCCACUCUCCUGGAGAAAGUGAGUUUGCGAGAUGCCAAGCACGUUCCAAAUGAAAGAGCCUCGAGUAAUUCUUCCCAUGGCCUCAAAGAUAAUUCCUUUGAGAGUUUUCUCCAGGAAUGCAAACAAAGAAAGGACAUCGGACACUUCUUUAACAGCCCCGUGGGGCCACCGGGGAACAAAGUCCCGUCUUUGGAGCGGCUGGUACAGCCUUUUGGCAGCACCUCCAUGGGGCAAGUGCCUCACUCUUCUUCCACAGGGCCAGAUGCACGCCCUGGAGCUCGAGUGACAGAGGCCACCUCCUCUCCCUCUUCCACCACCUCGUCCUCCGCAGAGGAAGACUUGGACUCCCAGCUUUCCUCGGGGUUAAAGGAGAAAGUACCCAGAAGAAGGAGGAAGCUGGAGAAGCAGUUGGCUAAGCAAGAAGAAUUGAAAAGACUCCAUAAGGCUCAGGCCAUCCAGAGACAGCUGGAGGAGGUGGAAGAGCGGCAGAGGAUGUCGGAUAUCCAGAGCGUGAGGCUGGAGAAGGUGCUGAGAGGAAAAGCAGAUUCAGGGACACAGGACGAAGCCCAGCUCUUGCAGGAGUGGUUGAAGCUGGUUCUGGAGAAGAAUAAAUUAAUGCGAUACGAGUCGGAGCUACUGAUCAUGGCCCAAGAACUAGAACUAGAAGAUCACCAGAGCAGGCUGGAGCAGAAGCUACGAGAGAAAAUGCUCAAGGAUGAGAGCCAGAAAGAUGAGAAUGAUCUAAAGGAGGAGCAAGAAAUCUUUGAGGAGAUGAUGCAGGUGAUUGAGCAAAGAAAUGAGCUCGUGGAUUCCCUAGAGGACCAGCGUGUCAAAGAAAGAACCCAAGACCAACACUUUGAAAACUUUGUUCACUCCAGAGGCUAUCAGCUCAGCAGGACUUGAGGUGCCCCUCCCCCCACAAGCCGGAGAGCUAAGAACACCACACUUUCCCACCCAGGCAGUGAAUUUAGACUCUACUGAUUAAAAAAAAAAAAAAAAAAAAAAAAAAAGUCUCUCAAAUGAGCUGUGUGUGGUACCUCACAUCUGUAAUCCCUGCUGAGAAAAGCUGAGGCAGGAGGAGUGCUGUGAGUUCCAGGCCAGCCUGGGUUAUACAAAGAGACCCUGUCUCAAAAAAAACAAACAUCUCUUAUAGCUCUUAUAUCUGUUAUGGGUUCCCAGGAUUUUUUUUUUUUCAAAAACUAUAAUGAAAUGAUGGCAGAGGUUGGCAGUGCCCAUGGGCCAGUCCUGAUUGUCUCGGAGAGUCACACAGGCCUGACCUCCCUGCUGCCUUUGUCGUUUUUCUUUGUUCAUUGAGUUACAUGUUUUAAGACUUUUAAGAAAUGCCUUUUCAUUAAUACGCCCAUAUUUGUCUUUUUUUCAUGGCUGACCAGUUUCCAAAUGUCAGGGCACAGCAGCAGCAGUUUAAAGAUUAGCUUAAUAUUUAAAUUGUGUUUCCAGAGAAAGCAGAGAAACCCUGAGAUUACUGAUUAAAUAAAGCCAAUAACUCAUAUAGCAGGUGUUAAUUCAAUCCAGGGUGAAUUUAAUUUACCAGGUAUAUUUAUAAGCCUUAAUAUAAUAUACAUAAGCAAUGAGAGUUGAACAAAAACAUUUGAGCUUUAAUUUAAUUUUUUUUAAAAGAAAAAAGGAAAUAAAACUUUAAGUUCAUGCCAGCAGGGUUCUUGGUUUUCACCAAAUCCGCUGCCUUAGAGGAAGCCUGUUCCCACAAUGCUCUGCUUCUAACCCUGGACCACAAUAAGUGCUUUUAGGAAAUGAAUGGUUUUGAAGUGCUUUCUGAGUGAGUGUUGGUGGUGGCAGAAGGGAAGCUUUCACUUGUUGAUAAAACAUUGGUGAGCUUACAAGGCUACUAAAAACAAACACAGCGUGAGCUAGGGGAAGAUGCUUCCUCGAGGUCACCUGUGGUUAGCAUCAGCAUGCAUCACCUCUUUGAGACAAAGACCAACCACCUCUGUCUUCCAGGUAGAACUGAAGGCAGUGCCCCCAUUUAUCUAACUCCAGAUUCAAUUGUGUGUGGGGGGGGGGGGAGGAGAAAUUUUAAAUUUGCAAAAAAGAGUUUGUGGAAGGAGUGGGCAUGCCGACAUGUUAGGCUCUUUGAGUAUUUGGACAGUGCACACAGGGAUGAAAGAAGACAAAGUUUAAACUGGUAAUUUAUUGUCAUAAAAUAUUUGAUUGUCCUUUUGUGGAAUCCUUAGAAGAUUUAACCUGCUAUCAAUGAGAGAAGAGACUGAAGGGUUCUCACAUGUGUAUCUGGCCACUCAUUUCCAUGAGUGUUUAAAUAUUUCACUAGGCGAAGGUGCUUUGUAGCUGUAACCGGUGCCUGGACUUUCCUUGAUCUAGAUUUGCCCAAUAACAGCUUCCAUCUGAGAUGCUGUCUGUGUGGUCCAACCUUGCUGGGGAUGAGCCAGAUCUUGUCUGACACCACUUAGCCAGAGUUUGGGGGAGGAGUUGGCCAACUUUCCAUGGCACACUAAAGUACAGUAGCUGCCUUUACUCUUUUCUCUGUUUUUCUAUUUUCAUUUUUAUGUUCUAGAAUCGAGUCUUCUAGUGCGUUCAGUUCUAAUAUGAGGGAACAGUAGGGGCAUUUUCCUACCUACCUACUUACCUAAAAAAUUGACGCAUCUCUGGCUAUUUAUUUUUAUUUAUUUUCAUGGUUAGUAGACAAGGGUCAUGUGAUUUCCCAUCAUUCUGAUUCUCCGAGGUUAUCAUUUUUGGAGAGGACCUUUCUAAACAAAGAUAUUACCAUGUAAGCAACAUCAUGUUGAGAUGUUUGGUUUUCAGAGUAAGAAAGAUGAAUAGAGGUCAUCAAAAUAAUAUUUUCAGUCAGGCGUGGUGGCACACACUUUUAAUCCUAGCAUUCAAGAGGCAGAGGCAGGUGGAUCUCCCUGGGUUCAAGGACAGCCUGAUUUACAAUAUAAGUUCUAUGUCAACCAAUGUUACAUAGACAGACCUUGUCUCAAAAAAUUUUUUUUCAGCCCCCAGGCACUGAGAAGAAUAUUGGAUGCACAGGAAUGAACCCAUUUUGCUAAAGUUUUUCUUCUCCCAGUUAAAUGAGAGCAUGCUGCUUGCUGUCCGUGUGUAUUUAACAGAGGAUGUUUGUUUGUGUGCCUAGGUUGUCAUUCUGAAAAAGAAUUGACACUUGUUUUAACUAAUUAUAAAAAGGAUUCUCAGCCAGGCAUGGUAGCCCAUGCCUGUAAUCCCAAAAUGCUGGGAUUACAGGGGCAGGGGCAGAUGGAUCUCUGUGAGUUCAAGGCUAACCCGGUCUACAAAGUGAGUCCAGGAUAGUUAAGGCUACAUAGAGAAACCCUGUCUUGAAAAAACAAAAUAAAUAAAUAAAAAGGAUU
Molecule: messenger RNA, 8477 nt
Organism: Psammomys obesus (fat sand rat)
Lineage: Eukaryota; Metazoa; Chordata; Mammalia; Rodentia; Muridae
Gene: Mical2
Product: microtubule associated monooxygenase, calponin and LIM domain containing 2
Exons: 36
Coding region: 256-6021 (1921 amino acids)
Molecular function (GO): protein binding; FAD binding
Source: RefSeq, a predicted model, not a curated record